CUGACACUCCAUCGGUGUUUGAAGAGGAUGCAGACAGCUGGAUGAGCCAGAGGUUCUCACAGACAAGCUGGCGCCAGGCUUUCACACAAUCACAGGAUAUGUAAAGACUUCAAUAACGACCCAUUAGGCCUAAUGAUUGAGAAUCGAUCAGGCGUUAACUCCUCCAUGCAUAUGUUAAUGUGAUGCGGCACGGGGCUAUAUAUAUUCAGGCCGCUUCUGGAGGCCUGGCAAACAGUCUUGGAUUGUACUCGGAUAGAUUCACUUCCUCAGACACACAGACAGCAAGCAUGGUGAAGAAGUUUUCUGUGGACUGGCUCGCCCAAAGCUUUCACGAUUCGCCGCCUCAAGACGUUCUGGAGCCGGAGACAAAGACGCACAGGCCACACGUACCGUGUGUGGUUCAACCGAGACCUCCAACAUCAUAUGACAAGGUUUAUUUGCAGCCAAAACCAAAGGUUAACAAAGCUGAACAGAAACCAGAGACCGUUAAAGAGAAGGAGGUUACGCAAAGAAGCUGCUCAUCUCCAAGCUUCUCAGAAAACAGCGGCUAUUCGUCUGGUUAUGAGAGCGAAGCGGCCGCGUCUGAAUGCGCAUCCAUCGAAGAUGGAAACGAGACUGAGAAAGACGCGGCGACGCGAAGAAUCAGAACCAAAUUCACGCCGGAGCAGAUCGACAAACUGGAGAAGAUCUUCAACAGGCACAAAUACUUGGACGCGGGAGAGAGAGUGAAAACUGCUUUGAAACUCAAUCUGUCAGAAACUCAGGUCAGAACUUGGUUCCAGAACCGCAGGAUGAAGCUGAAGCGGGAAGUCCAGGAGAUGCGCGCUGACUAUCUGCUGCCUCAGAUGGUUCUUCCGCACGUGCUUCCGGUUCAGUACCACUGCUACGACAGACAGCGACUUCCGUUUCCGCCUCACGGCGCGCUGAUACAGCAGAUGAUGCCGCUGGUUCCGCCUCACCAGCUCAUGAUGCCGAGGCAGCAUUACUACUGAAGACUGACACAU
Onychostoma macrolepis is the source of this 1004-nucleotide messenger RNA. RefSeq names its product ventral homeobox (gene vox). Bases 183 to 992 code for a protein of 269 amino acids. NCBI's taxonomy places the organism in Eukaryota, Metazoa, Chordata, Actinopteri, Cypriniformes, Cyprinidae. The record is from RefSeq and is a predicted model, not a curated record. The transcript has 3 exons. Gene Ontology annotation, molecular function: DNA binding.